Messenger RNA from Scutellospora calospora, 133 nucleotides. NCBI's taxonomy places the organism in Eukaryota, Fungi, Glomeromycota, Glomeromycetes, Diversisporales, Gigasporaceae. The record is from the annotation of a GenBank genome assembly.
UACUGAAUAUGCAUGUAGAUCAAUCACCUCAUGUCGAGUCAAAUCCGCCCAUAAGACUUUUAAAAGGCAUCUAGUUUCUUCCGUAUUCUCCAGAGAACAAUUACCUGGACUUUAUUUAUUACAAUCUACAUAA